Messenger RNA from Erigeron canadensis, 702 nucleotides. RefSeq lists its product as uncharacterized. Lineage: Eukaryota; Viridiplantae; Streptophyta; Magnoliopsida; Asterales; Asteraceae. Bases 1 to 702 code for a protein of 233 amino acids. The record is from RefSeq and is a predicted model, not a curated record. The transcript is spliced from 2 exons.
AUGGGCCCUCUUGCUGAAUUUAUCAUGCCUAGCGACAUUAGACGAGUUGGUUUUUUAUUAACAUCCACAGUUGUGGACGUCAAUAUAAAUGGGAAGUGGCUAUGGCCACAGGUAUGGUUGGAUAAACUUCCUAGCCUUCUUAACUGUCCUCCUAUUCAUUUAGAUCUGAACCGUGAUGAACUAAUUUUGAAGAAUGAUGAUGUGAUGUUCUCAGCUACAACAGUUUGGGAUUGUAUCAGAUUAAAAGAGAACCGUGUGGGUUGGGUGGAUAUUGUAUGGCUUCCUCAAUGUAUUCCCAGCCUAUGUGUGUCAGAUUAUGAUUCGCAUGGACAUUUGUUCUUCACAUAUAAGUAUGCAGAUAAAGUCUGGUGUGAGGUUAAAAAGGUUGCUAACAUGCAACACCUUUCUUCAAGUUGGGAUUCUAUAGUUCUAUAUCUUCUAUCCAAAGCUAAAUCCAGAUCAAUUUCGAGUGUCUUGGGUAGGCUUGUAGUGGCUGCGAGUGCAUAUUAUAUAUGGCAGGAGCGAAACAAUAGAUUGUUCAAGAACCAUGCUCGACCUCCAGAUAUUCUGGUCAAGACUAUAAAAGAUACUGUGAGAGCUCGUUUAUGGAAGUUGAAGUUCAAGAAGACAGCUCGGGUGACUAGCACACUUGAAGCGUGGGUAUUCGGGGAGAAUUUCUUUUCCAAGAUGGAUGCUAAUUAG